Aspergillus candidus is the source of this 4508-nucleotide messenger RNA. RefSeq names its product Arf family guanine nucleotide exchange factor SYT1. The transcript is spliced from 3 exons. Gene Ontology annotation, biological process: regulation of ARF protein signal transduction. Lineage: Eukaryota; Fungi; Ascomycota; Eurotiomycetes; Eurotiales; Aspergillaceae. The record is from RefSeq and is a predicted model, not a curated record. Bases 495 to 4508 code for a protein of 1337 amino acids. Gene Ontology annotation, molecular function: guanyl-nucleotide exchange factor activity.
UACGCUGUGUCUAACUCACAGGCUUAUCAUUGUGAUUGUGUCGCUUGGACCACUCGUUUGUCGUUGAAGAAUCGAAUCUGGAUUAUUGGGCAAUGUCAGAGUUCGGUCCUAUGUAACCACGACGUUCCGCCUAGACUCCCGAGGACUCGUUGAUGAUCGACUCCCUCCCUGCCCCUUUUUUACCUCUCUGUUCCUCAUCCACCGAUCAAUGCGCCUGCGCCACGUGCUUUCUGCUCGUCUGCCCUCCCCUGUCAACCUGGUCGCAAUGUUCAUCGGCUGCGCUUGAAGCUGACGCACGCAAUCCUACCCCUGGAACCUGUCACUCUCCCGCUCCCUUGGUCGCAUUGACCCCCUCCCUCCAGUCUCGCGCGGCUGCCGUUCAACGACCCCCCACCAGAACCAACGGUCAAUUGAACAUCUUCGAUCGGAUGGGUGUCUCGAUCCGAUUGUUCUGCAAGCUCCCUUAAGCCUCUGGCCCCGGCUUUUUCGCCGCCAUGCAUUGGAAAGGAUUACGGAUCAGUUCGUCGGACGGCAACGAUUCCAAGAGACGGAGCAUUGUUGAACCGCAAUCCAAUUUCCGCUAUAGCGAACAUUUGCCUCGUCCGACCCUCUCAACCACCCACCUGCCCUCUCGUCGUUCUGAAUCCGCUUCCCGAUCCCCUCCUCAGGCCGAACCCGAGCACACCGACCGCCCGCAGUCCAACAGUGACCCGCAUGACGGCUCCGAAAACAUAAUCACCAAGACCCAGAGCCCCGGUGCUGGGUUGUCAGCGACAGAUGGUUCCAACGUGCGCAGGAACCGUUUCAGCUUUUUCAGACUACGUCACGCAUCCGAUCCGCAGUUAUCCAAAUCAUACGCCAAGGCGGAAGAAGACAUCCCCCCAGUGCCAUCCCUACCGCCGCCGACGAUCAUCACUACCGCCCCGACGAGUCAUGAUCUGGACCAACCCACCAAGCGCCGGCCGAAAUUUAGUCCCAUCCCGGAACAUAAAAAGUCCCCCGCUGAGGCACCGUCGAGUCCAACUCCAAUGUCCGCCCAUACCCCCCACGAUUCGAUUGUAUCCCAGUCCGCAGACCCCGCCCUGUCAGCAUCCGCCAGUAACGGCGAAGAGGCAGGGCGCCUAUCCACGACUUCCAUCAGAAGCAGUCCCCGGGAACAGCACAACGACUCGUAUCGCUCUUCAGUCGCCGAUCCCAGGUUUUCCGAGUCCUCCCGCUCGGAUCAAAGUUUAGGGGAUCGGGGCAUGUCCCGGAGCUACUCGCCGCGGGAGAAUCCCCUGGACAGCUUGGCCGGGGGGAAACGAUUCCGCCUCCCCCGCUGGAAACGCAAUCGGGGCCCCCUCUUCCCUCUUCCCCCACGACCAACCGGGCCGCCCUCGGAUGGCGCUGUUCCGAAAUCGGCCGUGAUGGACUACGCGUCGAAACGGGGUCUCCCGGAGAGUCCGGAUGGGGAUCACAUAUCGCCCCUCCACUCCCCCGCCCGCUCGUCGGCGGGCCUGGCCUCCUCACGGCCACCCCUGCUGCGACAGGACUCGGCCAACUCCAACAAUUCGGCUCGCUCAACUCCGUCGACUCGCAGUCGCAAGACCAAGACGCGGGCGCGGUCGUCGACAUUGGAUUCGCUAGCCAACGUGCGGGAACACGAGCACCAGUCCUCCCCUCACCUCACUUCCUCCGGACGGACUUCUACGUCGACUAGCGGCCGGAAAAGCUUUGGUGAGUUUUUGGGCAUCUCGCAGCGCUUUGCGCCGUCGCCCACCACGAGGAGCCCUGGAACGCCCAAGUCGUCGAUGCCAUCGUAUCCGGAACGAGAAGAGGGCGACACGCCGGGUACGUAUCUGGCUCGGCUAGAAGAGCAGCUCCCGCGGAACACGAUCGCAAAUAUUCUGUCCCAAUUCAAUGACGAAUUCUUCACAACGGCGCUACGAAAAUUUAUGCGUGGAUUCUCUUUCUUCCAAGACCCCAUCGACAUGGCCAUCCGCAAGCUGCUGAUGGAAGUGGAGCUGCCCAAGGAAACCCAGCAGAUUGACCGGUUCCUUCAGAGCUUUGCAGAUCGUUAUCACGAAUGCAAUCCGGGAAUAUUUGCCUCGCCCGAUCAAGCAUACUUCAUCGCUUUUUCCAUUCUGAUCCUUCAUACCGACGUCUUCAACAAAAACAACAAGCGCAAAAUGCAGAAGCCGGACUAUGUGAAGAAUACCCGCGGCGAAGGGAUUGCGGAUGAAAUCCUCGAGUGUUUCUAUGAAAACAUCUCCUACACGCCGUUUAUUCGCAUCGAGGAUGCCAACACCAAUGGGCGCCAAUUGACCAGACCGCGGCGUGGCUUGCUGAAGACGGCGAGUUCCGACCAUCUCUCUCGCGCGUCCAGGGAGCCGGUCGAUCCAUAUACAUUGAUCAUGGAUGGGAAACUGGAUCACCUGCGCCCCAGUCUUAAGGACGUGAUGAACCUGGACGAUACCUAUAGCUGUGAGGGAACUGCGGGACCCGCCAAUGUAGAUGAUCUCCAUCGUGUGUUCGCCAAAUCUGGAAUCCUGCAGAUCUUGUCGCCGCGGUCGAGGCCGGAUGCCUUCAUGCCCGCCAGCAUUGACAACCCGGCGGACUCCAACCCGGGGUUGGUGGACAUCAAGGUGGCCAAGGUCGGGCUGUUGUGGAGGAAGGAUCCGAAGAAAAAGCGAGCCCGGUCCCCAUGGCAAGAAUGGGGCGCUCUUCUCACUCUCUCGCAGUUGUAUUUCUUCCGCGACGUGAAUUGGGUGAAAUCCUUGAUGGCGCAGCACGAGCAACACCAGGAUGAGGGCCGCCGCCGAGCAGUAGUCUUUCGGCCGCCUCUGACCGAGUUUAAACCCGACAGCAUCAUGUCGACUGACGACGCGGUGGCGUUGCUGGAUACGGGCUACAAAAAGCACAAGCAUGCCUUUGUUUUGGUGCGCCACAACGCACUGGAAGAAGUUUUCCUGGCCAACAGUGAAGGGGAUAUGAAUGACUGGCUGGCGAAGGUCAACUAUGCGGCGACCUUUCGCACCACGGGGGUGCGGACCAAGGCAAUGAUUGCCACCAAUUAUGACGCCCAGCGGAACCGAAUGAGCCGCCCGAGCUCCGCCGUGUCUGGCAGCACGCAUCGGUCGAUGGAUAAGGAACCCCCCUCGCCAAACCCCGGGGCCGAUAUGCCCCAGGAUAUGGCGCUGGCGCGUCGGGAACUGAUGCAGCAGAAGAUCCGCGAGGCCAAUGAACAACUCUUCGUGGGGCAAAGGCAGCUGGACGAUCUUCUCCGAAAUGCCCGGCACUUGCAGGUCUUGACGCCGGUGAACUCCCGAGCGAGGGAAAACGUGAUCAUGGCCGCCGGCCGAAUGGCGGCGAAACUAAAAUGGGUGCGACAGGACAUCUGGCGCACCAAGUGCUACCGGGAAGUGCUCGUUCGAGACUUGGGGAAAGAUCCGGUCGAAGCUCAGUCCGCUGGGGAGCUGCCACAUCUUCAGAUCCCAAUCGCCCACCCUUCCUCUGCUGGAUCCGACGGGUCUCAGGUCGAGAAGCCGGCUUCCCCGGUCGUAGAAACUCGCCCCGCGGCUGACGCACCGCCCGCCCAGGACCUUGUCUCGCAACCGGCCGCCUUGGAACCACGAAGGCCCAGUAUCCCUACGUCCAUCACUUCAGACCUUGGCCUCCACGUCGGUCGACGGUUGUCUGUGGAAACCCCUAAGGAGCGCGCCAAUUCCACCUCUCCGCCGCGGCCCUAUGGCUUGGAACGCGAUGCCUCUGUGGCAAGCAGAAUGGACGCUGCCAGCCUGGGUUCUCGGACUUCCAAGAUUACAGGAAGCGUGGACGACGGCGAGGAGCGCCUGCUGCGCGAUGCAGGGCUACUGGACGUGAACAGCCCACCCCCGGUACGUCGGCAGUCGCUGGUCCGGUCUGAUGGCGACUCGAAACCGGAGGAUGGGCCGGAUGGUGCCCAAGGUGAACAAGCGGGCCGGAUCCGCCGCAGUUUGCACCGGACGCUUCGGGACACCCCCGGUGGACACCAUGGUCAUUAUAUCCGGAGCAAGAAGUCCCGCGAGUCGGCGACGUCAAGCAUGGCCACCGCCGAAGAAGGGCCCGGAACCAGCGAAGGCGAGGGUCUCUCGCGCAAGUCAGCCAGUUUCACGGUCCACGGAAAGAAGGCGUCGGUUGUGACAUUCGGCUCCGAGUGGCAGAACAUUCCACCGGAGGAGCGUCUGAAACUGCGCAAGCCUACCCCAUCGGAUGAGCCACGAAUUUCCGAACAGCUCGUUUCCAGCAGAGCCGGGUCAAUUGUGUCGGAGGGGAAUCAAUCCGACUAUCCGCAAUCGCAGCGGACCGCGAUGGCGGCGGAAUCAAUUGACGCCGUUGGCCGACUAUAUCCCGAAGACACGAAGGCCGAGAACGACGAUGCCAUCGGACAUGAUUGUAGGGUUUCUGAGAUACAUGGCGAUCAUGUUACUGGGGACGCCAAAUCCCAGCAGAUGCCCCCUCGCUCACCGAAGCAGGCAAUCAAUGUAUGA